Molecule: messenger RNA, 1968 nt
Organism: Gossypium raimondii (Peruvian cotton)
Lineage: Eukaryota; Viridiplantae; Streptophyta; Magnoliopsida; Malvales; Malvaceae
Product: serine/threonine-protein kinase AtPK2/AtPK19
Exons: 7
Coding region: 352-1809 (485 amino acids)
Biological process (GO): protein phosphorylation
Molecular function (GO): ATP binding; protein serine/threonine kinase activity
Source: RefSeq, a predicted model, not a curated record
GUCUCCUUGUUUCAACUGUCAACUUAAAUUCUUCUAUCUAUCUAUGCUUCCGCUUUGCCUUUGCCCUUCGCCAUCCUCUUCCUUCUCCUUCUCUCUCUCAGCAGAUAUUGUUGUAUGAUCUUCAUGAGUUCAAGAACCACUGGAGUCUUCACUGUUUCCUGCAAACCAGGAAACAAGAGCAGCUUCUUCUUCUGGCUAUUGUUUUGCUUGCUUCCCAAGUUUCUUGGAACUCCUAUCGCCUUUAUCUUGUUCAAGGCCAUUGAUAGGAGUCCUGCUGUAGUCAUCACUUAGGUGACAUUUCAGGGGGGUCAUCAAUCGUGUUUUUUUCGGCCAAUUUGCUUCUUUGGUAACAUGGUCUCCUCACAGUUAUCUGGUUUGACCAAGGGUCGUACAUGUAAACCAUUUGAUGCUCGGUUACUAUUUACUGCAAGCCCACUGGAAGCUGUUUUAACUGACCAGGUUGAAGUAGAUUUUUCUGAUGUGUUUGGCCCCCUGCCAGUUCAGGUUUCAAUAGAAGACAGUGGUGGUGAACCAGAGAAUACUGUUUCAGCUGCGGAUGUGACUGAGAUUGUUUAUGAUGAUCCAGCUAUUGUUUACAGCCGAUCGCAUUCUUUGCUCGGCCCUUCUUCACGUGUCAGUCAAUCCUUGAAGCUAAGCAAACUCAGUUUUUGCGAGGUAGGCGAUUCAGUGGAUCUAGUAGAAAGUAUUAAGGAAGAAAGUAUCAGUGAAGUUGAGGAGCUCUCUGUUGGAGAUGAUGGUGAUGAUAAGAAGUCCCUUAAAGAUGUUAAUGGAGAUCACAUGAAGGUCAUCAGCAUAGGCAUUGAGGAUUUUGAGGUUUUGAAGGUGGUUGGGCAAGGUGCAUUCGGAAAAGUAUAUCAGGUAAGGAAAAAGGGCACACCAGAAAUUUAUGCAAUGAAGGUUAUGCGGAAAGACAAGAUAAUGGAGAAGAAUCACGCAGAGUACAUGAAAGCUGAGAGGGAUAUUUUAACAAAAGUUGAUCACCCUUUCAUUGUCCAGCUCAGAUAUUCAUUUCAAACCAAGUAUAGGCUGUACCUAAUUCUGGAUUUCAUUAAUGGCGGGCACCUCUUCUUUCAGCUUCACCAUCAUGGUCUUUUCAGAGAGGAUCUGGCUCGUGUCUACGCUGCUGAGAUUGUUUCUGCGGUUUCACACCUUCAUGCAAAUGGCGUAAUGCAUAGGGAUCUUAAACCUGAAAAUAUUCUUUUGGAUGGUGAUGGCCAUGUAAUAUUGACAGAUUUUGGCCUGGCCAAGCAAUUUGACGAAAAUACAAGAUCAAAUUCAUUAUGUGGAACAGUGGAAUACAUGGCACCAGAAAUAAUUACGGGGAAGGGCCAUGAUAAGGCUGCAGACUGGUGGAGUGUUGGUAUUUUAUUAUUUGAAAUGCUUACUGGAAAGCCUCCUUUUACUGGUGGAAGCAGAGACAAAAUUCAGCAAAAGAUUGUUAAGGAGAGGAUGAAGCUGCCCAAAUUCCUUUCUAGUGAAGCACAUUCUCUGUUGAAAGGGCUGCUGCAUAAAGAUGCUUGUAAGCGCCUUGGAAAUGGACCUGGUGGAAGCGAGGAAAUAAAGCGAUGCAAAUGGUUCAAGUCAAUCAACUGGAGGAAACUAGAGGCAAGGGAAAUUCAACCCAGUUUCCGUCCCGAAAUUGCUGGGAAGCAUUGCAUUGCCAACUUUGACAAACGAUGGACUGACAUGCCGUUGACGUUUUCUCCAGCGUCUAGCCCAAAGACCAAUGCAAACCCUUUCACAGAUUUCAAUUACAUAAGGCCAGCUGCAACCCUUCUGUCAGAGUAGUUCCUUACGUUAGCUUGAAGGCUCAACGCUCAGCAUUGUACUGGAAUCAUGAUGUUAACUUCACUUCAAGUAUUUCCUUAAUGAUCAUUUUAGUUGUACUCCUAUGGUUAUUUUAAUUAAUAGUUAUUAUACAUGAGCAUUUUCAAAGUUGAUUUGAAA